GGACUCAGGACCCCACAAAGCAGUCGCGGAAGAAUUCCCCCCCUCCCCGACCUGACGGGUGGAGGCGGAGGAGGAGUCGUCGGCGGCGGGAGCGGCGGUGCCCCCUGGGCACGGGGCCAUGUACAACGGGAUCGGGCUGCCGACGCCCCGGGGCAGCGGCACCAACGGCUACGUCCAGCGCAACCUGUCCCUGGUGCGGGGUCGGAGGGGCGAGCGGCCUGACUACAAGGGCGAGGAAGAACUGCGGCGCCUGGAGGCUGCCCUGGUGAAGCGGCCUAACCCUGACAUCCUGGACCACGAGCGCAAGCGGCGCGUCGAGCUGCGAUGCCUCGAGCUGGAAGAGAUGAUGGAAGAGCAGGGGUACGAGGAACAACAGAUCCAAGAGAAAGUGGCGACCUUCCGACUCAUGUUGCUGGAAAAAGACGUGAACCCUGGGGGCAAGGAGGAGACCCCAGGGCAGAGGCCUGUAGUAACUGAGACUCACCAGCUGGCAGAGUUAAAUGAGAAAAAGAAUGAGCGGCUCCGUGCUGCCUUUGGUAUCAGUGACUCCUAUGUUGAUGGUAGUUCCUUCGACCCUCAGCGUCGGGCUCGAGAGGCCAAGCAGCCAGCUCCAGAACCUCCUAAACCUUACAGUCUUGUUCGGGAGUCUAGUAGCUCACGAUCUCCUACCCCAAAACAAAAGAAGAAGAAAAAGAAGAAAGACAGAGGCCGCAGGUCAGAGAGUAGCUCUCCUCGAAGGGAGAGGAAAAAGAGUUCAAAGAAGAAGAAACACAGGUCAGAGUCUGAGUCCAAGAAACGGAAGCAUAGAUCGCCUACUCCAAAGAGCAAACGCAAAUCUAAGGACAAGAAACGGAAACGGUCUCGAAGUGCAUCACCUGCUCCAAAGAGCCGCCGGGGUCAUCGUUCAACGUCAGCUGACUCCGCCUCAUCAUCUGACACCUCCCGUAGUCGGUCUAGAAGUGCUGCAGCUAAACCCCGUACAACCACCUUGACUCAUCGCAGCUCCUCUCCUGCUACACGUCGUCAUGGAGAGGGAGAUGCUCCACCCAGGGAAUCUGCAGCUAUCAGCACAGAGCGGACCCAUAGCCCUGAGCUGCCGCCUCCUACCCAACGGUCCAGCAGUCCUCAUGAGGACAAAGAUAAGGAAAAAGAAAAAGACAAGAGGGAGAAAUCUGCGACCCGAACUAGCCCCUCCCCGGAGAGGAGCAACACAGGCCUAGAUCAACCUGCCCCUACCCCGCUCCUUGCUGAGCGAAAUCGCAGUUCCCCGGAACCCCCUACAGCAACUCCCCAGAGUCAGGAGCCAGUGAAGCCCUCAGCUGAACCCUCCCCAUCCCGCGGUCACUCACCCCCUAAGUCUCCAGAGAAACCUACCAGGUCCUCUUCCUCAGAAAGCUGCCCAGCAUCUCCUCAACCAGCCAAAGCUCCCCGACAUGGCAGUUCCUCACCUGAAAGUCCCCCCAAACCUGCACCAGCUCCUGCUCCUCGCCGGGAGCUUUCUCCUUCCCCCACAACCAAGAGCAGCCGUUCACGGGGACGUGCAAAGCGGGACAAAUCAAGAUCUCACAGUCCCACCCGUAGGGUGGGAAGGUCUCGCAGCCCUGCCACCACUCGAAGGGGACGAUCACGGUCCCGGACCCCUAACAAGAGGGGCCGUUCUCGAUCCAGGACCCCACAAUGGCGUAGGUCACGGUCUCCACAGCGAUGGGGGCGAUCUAGAAGUCCCCAGAGGCGUGGCCGCUCCAGGUCUCCUCAACGGCCUGGCUGGUCUAGAAGUAGGAAUGCUCAGAGGCGAGGAAGAUCUAGGUCAGCAGCAAGGCGAGGCAGAUCACGCUCUAGAUCCCCAGCUACCCGGGGAAGAUCUCGAUCUAGAACACCAGCUCGGAGGGGUAGAUCUCGCUCCAGGACACCUGCCAGACGGAGGUCUCGCUCCAGGACACCUGCCAGACGGAGGUCUCGCUCUAGGACUCCAGCCCGUCGUGGUAGGUCUCGUUCCAGAACACCUGCUAGACGAAGGUCUCGUACCAGAUCACCAGUACGACGGAGAUCUCGCACCAGGUCACCAGCCAGGCGAGGUGGCAGGUCCCGUUCCAGAACACCAGCUAGACGAGGUGGAAGGUCUCGUUCUAGGACCCCAGCUAGACGGGGUGGCAGGUCCCGUUCAAGGACCCCUGCCAGGCGUGGUAGAUCCCGUUCCAGGACGCCAGCAAGACGAGGGAGAUCUCGUUCCAGAACCCCAGCCAGACGAGGGAGAUCUCGUACUAGAACCCCAGUCCGACGUGGAAGAUCUCAUUCUAGGACGCCACAAAGGAGGGGCCGUUCUGGCUCAUCAUCAGAACGGAAAAACAAGUCAAGAACAUCCCAGAGAAGAAGCAGAUCUAACUCCAGUCCAGAAAUGAAAAAGUCUCGUGUUUCCUUGAGGCGUAGCCGUUCUCUUUCUUCACCAAGGCCCAAAGCAAAAUCUCACCUAUCCUUGAGGCGAAGCCGCUCUGGAUCUUCUCCACGUCCUAAACUUAAAUCUAGGACACCACCCAGACGAAGUCGGUCAGGAUCAUCUCCCCGCCCCAAAGCAAAGUCUCGAACUCCUCCUAGGCGAAGUAGGUCUGGUUCUUCUCCACGUCCUCAAGUUAAAUCAAGGACCCCAUCCCGGCGAAGUCGAUCUGGAUCAUCACCCCCAAAGCAGAAAUCGAGAACUCCACCACGGCGAAGUCGUUCUGGAUCUUCUCCAUGUCCAAAGAGGAAAUCUAGAACACCAACACGACGAAGCCGAUCCGGUUCUUCUCCACUCCCCAAAGGAAAAUCUGGAACUCCACCCAAACAGAAUUCUGGAUCAAGUCCUGUGACAAAUGCAAGAUCUAGAACACCCCCAAGGCGAAGCAGAUCUGGGUCUUCACCUCAUGCCAAGGGGGAAGCAAGAACUCCAAGACGCAGCCGUUCUGGUUCUUUUCCUGGACCUGAUGUAAAAUCUAGGACUCCAUCAAGACGUAGUCGUUCUGGUUCUUCUCCCCAUCUGAAGGUUAAAUCUAGGAUGUCUCCAAGACGUAGCAGGUCUGGAUCUUCCCCACGUCCCAGUGUGAAAUCUAGAACUCCACCAAGGCAUAGCCGUUCUGCGUCGUCUUCUCCAAGUCCUACUAGAGUGACUUCUAGAACACCACCAAGGCAAAGCAAGUCAAGAUCUCCCUGCCCCAAGGUGAAGUCUAGAACACCCCCAAGCCAGAGCCAUUCUCGGUCCUCUUCACCUGAUACCAAAGUAAAAUCUAAAACACCACCAAGAGAAAGUCACUCAGGGUCCACUUCACCGUGUCCCAAAGCAAAAUCUAAAACACCACCAAGGCAAAGCCAUUCUCGAUCAAGUUCACCAUGCCCACAGAAUAAGUCAAAAACCUCACCAAGUCUAAGUCACUCUGGAUCUCACUCCCCUUGUCCCAAAGUGAAGCCUAGAACACCACCAAGGAGUAGAUCAGGCUCUAGCUCUCCACAACCAAAAGCAAAAUCUCCAACUCCACCAGGUCAUGAAUCAGAUUCAUUUUCACCAAGUCCUGAAGAGAUAUCUAGGACAUUGUUAAAGCCCAGCUGCUCUGAAUCUUCUCCAUCUUUGAAAAGGAUAUCCCAGACAUCCCCUAGGGCCAGCCGUUCUAGGUCCUCAUCUCCCAGUCCUGAAGUGGCAUCCAUAACUUCAAGACAGAGAGCAGGAUCUUCAAGUCCUAAGAUGAAAUCUGUAACGCCACCUCCACAGCAGAGUAGUUCCAGGUCUGAGUUUUCACCGUGUACCAGAAUGGACUCUAAAUCUCCUCCAAGACUCAGUAGCUCUGGAUCCUCUCCAGAACCAAAAGAGAAAGCUAGUUCACCCCCUAAGCAGACUCUAUCUGACACAUCUCCAGGACCAAGGGAUAAAUCUAGACCUCCUUCAGUUCAAGGUAGCCCUGAGUCCUCACCAGUGCACAGAGACAUAACUAGGAGCCCUCCAAGGGAAAGAAAUGGCUCAGAGUCAUCUCCAGAAGUCAAAGAGAGAGAUACUGCAUUACCCGGGCCACAUCAGAUUGAGGUAACUGCAGAAGUGGUAGAGAAAUUUGAAAUGCAGUUAAAUGAAAGCUUGCCUCAUUUAUCUCCAGAACUUAAAGGCAUAGCUGGAAGCAUCUCUGAGUCAUCUCCAGAAAUAAAAGAAAGCCUUGCUGUGCCUCUUGGACAGAUUCUUCCACAGACUUCAUUAGAUGUGGCAGACAUUCCAGCAGUGACCCAAACCUGGACUAUGGUGUCACAGUCUCCAGAACACAAAGAACUAAAUAAUACUAUAUUCAAACAGCAUGGUUCUGGAUCUCCUUCAGAACUCAGAACAAACAUCAUAACAGAAAUUAAACCUGUCUUAUCCCCUAAAAUCAAUGAGGAUUUAGUGGUUGCUUCCCUAAGUCAACUUGGGUCAGGUCCAUGUCUCGCCAUAAAUGAGCAAUCUAGAACACCUAGGCACAGCAGUUCUGAGUCAUCUCCUGAAGUAGAGAAAUCCAGAAUGUUUUCAAUUCAGAGCAUUACUCAGUCACCUUGUGGAUUUGAUGGUGCACCAGAUACACCCUUAAGGGGAAGAAGUGGUUCUGGAUCUUCUCCAGAACUCAAAGAUAUACCUAGAACCCCAUCAAGGAGGAGCAGGUCUGGGUCUUCUCCAGGACUGAAAGAUGGGUCUGGGAGUCCCUCAAGACAGAGUCAUUGUGGUUCUUCUCCAGGAAUCAAAGAUAUACCAAGAACACCUUCAAGGGGAAGGAGUGGAUCAGAUUCUUCCCCAGAAUCAAAAAUGCUUGAUACACCAACUAGAAAAGGAAGUCACUCUGGAUCAUCCCCAGAACUGAACAACAAAUGUCUGACACCCCAAAGAGAAAGAAGUGGGUCAGAAUCUUCAAUAGAACACAAGGGUGUUCCUAGAACUCCACUUAGACAAAGCUCUGGUUCUUCUCCAGAACUUGAUGUGAAACCCAGAACACCUCCCCAAGGAAGAAGUGAGUCUGAUUCUUCUCCAGAACCCAAAGGUACAACUCAAACUCCAGUUAGGCAAAGGAGUCGCUCUGGAUCAUCUCCAGAAGCUGACAGCAAACCUCGACUAGUUCCUAGACGCAGUAGAUCUAUUUCCUCUCCAGAAGUCAAUGAUAAGCCAAGAGCUUCACCCAGGGGCCAGAGUGGCUCAGAGUCCUCUCCUGAACCCAAAACUGCUGUACCUCGGACUCUCCUCAGGCGAAGCCGAUCAGGUUCAUCCCCUGCCAGUAAAGGGAGAGGACCAUCACCUGCAGGGAGCAGCAGUUCUGAAUCUUCUCCAGAGCACCAACCAAAAUCCAGAACUCCUCGUAGAAGCUCUAGGUCCUCACCAGAGCCUAAGGCAAAAUCUCGUACACCACCUCGGCGUCGUAGUUCCCGGUCAUCACCUGAGCUGACUAGGAAGGCCAGGCUUUCACGUCGAAGUCGAUCUGCUUCAUCUUCUCCAGCAGCCCGCUCUAGGACCCCUCCAAGACGCCACCGAAGCCCAUCAGUUUCAUCCCCAGAACCAGCUGAAAAGUCAAGGUCCUCCCGUCGGCGACGGUCAGGCUCCUCCCCAAGGACUAAGACAGCUUCAAGAAGAGGCCGUUCUCCAUCACCAAAGCCUCGGGGACUCCAGCGUUCCCGUUCCCACUCAAGGCGAGAGAAGACUAGAACAACUCGUCGUCGAGACAGAUCUGGUUCAUCUCAGUCAACUUCACGGAGGAGGCAGCGGAGUCGUUCUAGAUCUCGUCUUACCCGUCGACGACGAGGAGGCUCUGGUUAUCACUCUCGGUCACCCACCCGACAGGAGAGUUCUCGGACAUCAUCUCGGCGUCGACGGGGACGUUCUCGAACACCUCCCACUAGCCGCAAGCGUUCUCGUUCUCGAACAUCACCAGCUCCUUGGAAUCGCUCUCGGUCUCGAGCUUCCCCAGCUACUCAUCGGCGGUCCAGGUCAAGAACACCUCCAGUCACUCGGAGGAGGUCAAGAUCUCGAACCUCACCAGUUAGUCGUAGGAGGUCAAGGUCCAGGACGUCUCCAGUUAAUCGACGAAGGUCUAGAUCUAGAGCAUCACCAGUUAAUCGUAGAAGGUCCCGUUCCAGAACACCACCAGUAACUCGCCGCCGAUCAAGAUCCAGAACACCAGCAAAUCGUAGGAGGUCACGGUCUAGAACUCCACCAGUGACUCGUAGGAGAUCCCGAUCUAGAACCCCUCCUGUGACUAGAAGGCGGUCUCGAAGCAGAACCUCACCUAUCACUCGCAGAAGAUCAAGGUCCAGAACAUCUCCAGUGACUCGUAGACGGUCUCGUUCACGUACUUCUCCAGUGACUCGACGGAGGUCCCGUUCACGAACCUCUCCAGUGACUCGGCGUCGGUCUCGAUCUCGAACACCUCCAGUUAUUCGGCGCCGCUCUAGGUCCCGGACACCUUUGUUAACCCGCAAACGUUCUCGAACUCGUUCACCACCUGCUAUCCGCCGGCGUUCUAGAUCCCGUACUCCACGAGGUGCUCGUGGCAAGCGUUCUCUAACCCGGUCUCCUCCAGCCAUUCGUCGGCGUUCUGCAUCAGGAAGUUCCUCUGAUCGUUCUCGAUCUGCCACUCCUCCAGCAACCCGGAAUCAUUCUGGCUCCAGGACUCCUCCUGUGGCUCUUAACAGCUCAAGAAUGAGCUGCUUCAGUCGCCCUAGCAUCUCACCAACUCCUCUGGACCGCUGUAGGACUCCCCCUGGAAUGCUUGAAUGCUCUGGCAUUUCUGGGGCCUUGGGGAGCUCUAGAACACCAUUAUCUGUUCUGCAACAAGCUGGUGCCUCUAUGCUUGAUGGACCUGGUCCUAGAAUUCCUGAUCACCCUAGAACCCCCUCUGUGGCAGAAAACCAUGCUCAGUCUAGAAUUGCCCUUGCUUUGACAGCCAUUAGUCUUGGCACAGCUCGACCACCUCCCUCUAUGUCAGCUGCAAGCCUGGCUGCCAGAAUGGCUCAAGUUCCAGCCCCAGUACCCCUCAUGAGCCUUAGAACGGCUCCAGCUGCAAACCUUGCUAGUAGAAUACCUGCUGCUUCAGCAGCAGCCAUGACCCUUGCCGGAGCUAGAACAUCAGCUAUGCCACCAGCUGUGAACCUAGCUGAAUCUAGAACACCUGCAGCUGCAGCAGCCAUGAAUCUAGCCAGCCCAAGAACACCAGUGGCACCCUCUGCUGUGAACCUUGCCGAUCCCAGAACACCUGCCGCAACAGCAGCCGUGAACCUGGCUGGAGCUAGAACCCCUGCUGCUCUAGCAGCCUUGAGUCUUGCAGGCUCGGGCACUCCACCAACUGCUGCCAACUAUGCAGGUUCCAGAACACCACAAGCCCCAGCAUCUGCAGGCCUCGUGGGUCCUCGGACUGCUCAUGCUCCAGCACCUGUGAACCUUGCAAGCUCUAGAACACCACCAGGUCUGGCACCUGCGAGCCUUGCUGGCUCUAGAAUGCCACCGGCGUUGUCAGGGGCAAACCUUACCCCCUCAAGGAUGGCUCUUUCUGCCUAUGACCGAGUCAGUGGCAGAACCUCACCACCCCAUCUCGAGCGAGCCCGUUCUAGAACCCCACCUGGAAUCCCAGGCUCUAGAACCCCGCCCUCUGCCCCAGGCCAAUCUAGAAUGGCUUCUGAGCGUGCUGGUUCUCCUCCCCCUCCCCCCCAUACCUCUCGAAUGGCCCUAGCUCCUUCUCAGUCUGUUCUCCCUCCACCUCAGGAUCGGGCUAGGUCCCCUCUCCCACCUGUUGUUUCAGAUCAACUCCAUUCCUUGUCUACCCAGACCCAUCCUCUAGGAGGGUCUCAGGCCCCACUCCCUGCUAUGGUGGCCAAGACCAUGCCUCCUGCUGGUGAUCAUAAUGGCACCCUCUCUGGUCCUGCUUCUGGGGGGCCCUGUUCUGAUGGUGCAGAACCAAUUUCUGCAGCUGGCUCCCAGCUGCCUUCCUCCCCACUGGCCAGCUUGCAGCCUGCCAAGGAGCGGAGGAGCUCUUCUUCAUCUUCGUCAUCAUCCAGCUCCUCGUCCUCAUCCUCCUCCUCCUCCUCCUCCUCCUCCUCUGGAUCUAGCUCCAGCGACUCAGAGGCCUCUAGCCUCCCAUGUCAACCUGAGGUGGCACUGAAAAGGGUCCCUAGUCCCUCCCCAGCCCCCAAGGAGGCUGUCCGAGAGGGGCGCCCCCUGGAGCCUACCCCAGCCAAGCGGAAACGGCGCUCUAGUAGCUCCAGCUCCAGCUCUUCAUCUUCCUCAUCUUCCUCGUCUUCCUCUUCCUCCUCUUCUUCCUCCUCUUCAUCUUCUUCCUCUUCCUCCUCUUCUUCUUCUUCCUCUUCUUCCUCCUCUUCUCCUUCCCCUGCCAAGCCUGGCCCCCAGGCCUUGCCCAAACCUGCAAGUCCUAAGAAGCCGUCCCCUGGGGAGAGGAGAUCCCGAAGCCCCAGGAAGCCCAUAGAUUCCCUUAGGGAUUCCCGUUCCCUUAGCUACUCACCUGCUGAGCGCCGCCGCCCUUCACCACAGCCCUCUCCGCGGGACCAGCAUAGUAGCAGUGAGCGGGGAUCCCGACGAGGCCCACAUGGGGAUAGCCGCUCCCCAGGCCACAAGCGUAGGAGAGAAACACCCAGCCCUCGACCUGUCCGUCAUCGCUCCUCCAGGUCUCCGUAGUUCCUUUUUGGGGAAACCACAUCACACCCCAAGUCCUGGAGCCACAGGGAGCACCCCUCUUAUCUCCCUAACAGAGCCGCAGGGGAUGGGGACCCCCAUCUGCCUCCGUCUCCUUUGAACUCUGGCAGCCUCUUGGGGGGAGGUCCCCUUUCUUCCCCUCCCCCCCUUUAAUUUCUGUUUUUUUUUUUUCUUUGUUCCUGUGAAAUGUUGAUCUCUGUGAGUUUUUUCCUGGUUCACGUGUUUUGGGGGGUUUGGGGUGGGAGGGUAUCAGUAGGGAAAGGUACAGUUUUGGGGUUCCCCAACCUUGAGUUCACGAUAACAGGAGGGAGCUGCUGCCCUCUACCCCUCUCAGACUCCUGAGUUUACCAGGGGCUGAUGGUUUGGAACUUGGGUGGAGAGGAUGAUAGGGAAGCUCCCGGGGGGCAGGGUUAGAUUGGAAUUUGUUGGUUAGCUCCAUGUGCCGCGCCCCCACCCAGAUUGGCCAUGGGCCCCUCCCCCCAACUUUUCUUCACGUUUCUUAAAGGCAUUUUGGUUUUUUUUUAAUCUGUACAGCGAGAGCGACUUUUUCUGUCGAAUAAAAAUGAGAAAUGCAGGA
This is a messenger RNA of Vombatus ursinus (common wombat), 9245 nucleotides long. RefSeq names its product serine/arginine repetitive matrix 2 (gene SRRM2). The coding region runs from base 119 to 8650 and encodes 2843 amino acids. Lineage: Eukaryota; Metazoa; Chordata; Mammalia; Diprotodontia; Vombatidae. Gene Ontology annotation, molecular function: protein binding; mRNA binding. The transcript has 15 exons. The record is from RefSeq and is a predicted model, not a curated record.